CACACUGAUUCCAAUGAAAACACAGAGAAGCCCAUUAAAGAGUCCAAGGCAAGGCAUCAAGAUAAAAAAUGAAAGUAAUCUCCAAUCACGUCCUCUCCAUGCGAUGAUCAUUUUAACAGUAUCUUUGGUUUGGUUGUGAAACUGUGCUUUGGAUUUUGAAUCGUCAUACUGUAUGAUCCAGAGUUUGGAAUAAUCAUGGAAAAAACACUGAACAUGUCGCAUUCAGGGAGCAGUAAAGGAAAGUGGUCCGCGGAUCUGGGGAAUCCCGCACAGAGACAGGCAAGAAGCGGCUCGUACAGUCCGGGAUCAGGGGCUGUUUCGGACACUCAUCCAUCUCAGACCCAGAAGAGACACUUGGAGGGGAUUUUGAACAAAUACACCAAUUUAUUACAAGGUUGGCAGAGCAGGUACUUUGUGUUGGACCCUGAGCUUGGCCAACUUCAGUAUUUCAUCAACGAGCACAAUAAGGACCAGAAGCCACGAGGGUCUCUGCCCCUAAUUGGCUCCUCGGUGGCCCUAAGCGACGAGUUUCCCUUCAUGUUCACAGUCUAUGCUGCGAAUGGAGAUCUCUUCAAACUGCGGGCUUGUGAUGCACGUGAGCAGCAGAUGUGGAUGACCCAGCUUCAGCUGUGUGCUCGACGCCACUCAGACGGCAGCGCCAAGGGCUGCACCUCCUCCUCCUCCUGCAACACCUCCUCUUCCUCCUCAUCCGGCCGGACCCGCAGCUUCUCCCUGCACCCACACCCCGUCCCACAGUGCUCCUCCAUCUCCGCCCAAAGACAGACCCCCCAGCACGGGAAGCCCGCCUCUGUCAUCACCAUCACCCACCACAAGUCCCCCACCGCCAGCCACCGGGCCUGCAGUCAGCAGCACCCUGCAGGACUGCACCAGGUCAAAGAGGUCAUGUCCCAGGCGGAGGGCCAACAGAAGAACCUGGUGAAUUCAAUCGAGUCGUUGCCGAGCCGCGGGCCGCUGUCUUCCCUGGAUCAGGACCUGCUCCUGCUCAAAGCCACGUCUGCAGCCACACUCAGCUGUCUGGGAGAAUGCCUGAGUAUCCUUCAGCACAACGUGUGCCAGGCUGCCCAACACAUCACCCACAGCCACACACAGGGAUCCAAUACAGAUAACAUCUCUACUUGGUCAAGGCCCAAAACUGCCCCAGAAGACCAUGUGAUUAACGGAGAAUUGGCACGUAACAACACCUCAGCCAUACAUCAGCCCCACUCCCCUGUUCAUAGGAACAAAGAACGCCUCAAAAACACAGAGAACUCCAGCCCAGAAUCGGUGGACUCCAGCGAGGAGGUCACAGACACAGAAGAUAAUGAGGAGGAAGACCUCGGAGUCUUGGAUGACCAGAGGAGCAUUAUCCUUCAUCUGCUGUCUCAACUCAAACUGGGCAUGGACCUCACACGGGUGGUGCUGCCCACGUUUAUCCUAGAGAAGCGCUCCCUUUUGGAGAUGUACGCCAACUUCAUGGCCCACCCGGAUGUGUUUUUGGCCAUCACGUCUGGAGCGACGGCAGAGGAACGCAUGAUCCGGUUUGUGGAAUACUACCUGACCGCCUUCCACGAGGGUCGCAAAGGUGCUGUGGCCAAGAAGCCUUACAACCCCAUUCUGGGAGAGAGCUUCCAUUGCACAUGGGACGUACCGCGAGAUAAGGUACGGCCCCUCAGGACUACCAGCUCAAGCCCAGCACCUGCGGCUGCUCAUUCCGCCCAGACCAUCUCCAAUGAUGGGUUAGGAUCUUACCGGCUACGCUUUGUGGCUGAACAGGUGUCCCACCACCCCCCAGUCUCUGGAUUUUACUGCGAGUGCAAAGAGCGCCGGACAUGCGUCAACACCCAUGUUUGGACAAAAAGCAAGUUCAUGGGCAUGUCCAUAGGAGUGUCAAUGUUUGGAGAAGGAGUCCUACAUCUCUUAGAGCAUGACGAGGAGUACGUGUUCACGCUGCCCUCAGCUUACGCUCGCUCCAUCCUCACAGUGCCCUGGGUGGAGCUGGGUGGGAAAGUUUCCAUCAGCUGCGCCAAAAGCGGAUACUCCGCCACCGUCACAUUUCACACCAAACCCUUCUAUGGAGGGAAAGUUCACAGAGUCACAGGUGAGGUAAAGCACAAUCCCACCGGUACCAUCGUAUGCAAGGCUCAGGGGGAGUGGAACGGGACCCUGGAGUUCACUUACAGCAGUGGAGAGACCAAAGUGAUUGACACAUCCAAACUGCCAGUCAUUAAGAAAAAGAUUCGCCCGCUGGAGAAACAGGCUCCGUAUGAAUCGAGACGGCUGUGGCAGCAUGUGACCGCGGCGCUGAAGGCCGGGGACAUCGAUGUAGCCACUGAGCACAAACAUCAGCUGGAGGAGAAACAGAGAAGAGAAGGGAAGCAGAGAACAGCCAGCAGCACCACCUGGAAACCCAAGUACUUCAUCAAAGAGGGGGAAGGAUGGGUGUACCACAAUCCUCUAUGGAAGACGAAGUGAUGAAGAAAAGCCGGAGCCACACGAUUCCGGUCCGUCACAGCCCCCGCCCCACAGAUGGGAGUGGCCAUGUAAACGAGGGGCUGGCCGACCAACGGGACCCAAACAGCAGGGAAAAAGAUUGAUCCUUUUCUCCAACUUGUCGUACGGAGAAUGAAAGGUGCCAAAAACAAAAAAAAAAGACUCUAGAGUGGUUAUAAUACCUCAAAAGCCCCUCCGGACGAUUAAGAUUUGGAUGUGGAGGCCUGAAUUGUGUGACCUUGUGCAAUAUGUUUAUAUUUGAAUAUUACUUCUGGUAAUCAAUACUACAGUAAAGUGAAUUUUUACACAGAAAAGAUGUAGCAUCUGUAUCAGAGAGUAUAACACAAAUAACCAAUAGCUAUUAUUUUAGAACACCGUAGAGCAUUCUGGUUAUUUGAGACCAGUGAGCACAGAGCGGCUAUAGUACGUGAGGACAUAUGUAUUCAUGUUCAAGAGACCUCACUCCCUCAUGUUCUUAUGUAUUAUUUGAAUGACUGAAUCAAUCUUACCAUUCGAUGGCAGUAUUGUGCUUCAGUCGAGUCUCUCACACCUGAAGAAAGAAUAAAAUGGAAAUUUGAAGAAAUGGAUUUUAAUAUCAUGUGCAAAUGUAUUUUUUCCUUCAUGAUUUAGCAAGGUCAGUGAUAUGCAUGCUUUUCAGUCACUUAUCUGAACUUUUCAUUAAAAUGCCUUUGAUUUCUAAAAAG
Pimephales promelas (fathead minnow) is the source of this 3194-nucleotide messenger RNA. RefSeq names its product oxysterol binding protein-like 10b (gene osbpl10b). Gene Ontology annotation, cellular component: membrane; cytosol. Lineage: Eukaryota; Metazoa; Chordata; Actinopteri; Cypriniformes; Leuciscidae. The record is from RefSeq and is a predicted model, not a curated record. Gene Ontology annotation, molecular function: cholesterol binding.